Messenger RNA from Oryctolagus cuniculus (rabbit), 2633 nucleotides. It is a transcript of the gene CHMP1B, whose product is annotated as charged multivesicular body protein 1B. NCBI's taxonomy places the organism in Eukaryota, Metazoa, Chordata, Mammalia, Lagomorpha, Leporidae. Gene Ontology annotation, biological process: vacuolar transport. The record is from RefSeq and is a predicted model, not a curated record.
ACAGAAGAAACAGGAAGUGGGACCAAAACAAAGGAGCGGCGGCCGGGAGCAGACCUACCUCAUAGCCUCUCGGUUCCGCGCCCGGCCCUGGCCGCCGAUCCUAAGGAGCGGUCUGACCAUGUCCAACAUGGAGAAACACCUGUUCAACCUAAAGUUUGCGGCCAAAGAACUGAGCAGGAGUGCCAAAAAAUGCGAUAAGGAGGAAAAGGCCGAAAAGGCCAAAAUUAAAAAGGCCAUUCAGAAGGGCAACAUGGAAGUUGCGAGGAUACACGCCGAAAAUGCCAUCCGCCAGAAGAACCAGGCGGUGAAUUUCUUGAGAAUGAGUGCGCGGGUGGAUGCGGUGGCUGCCAGAGUCCAGUCGGCGGUGACGAUGGGCAAGGUGACCAAGUCGAUGGCCGGUGUGGUUAAGUCGAUGGAUGCGACAUUGAAGACCAUGAAUCUGGAGAAGAUCUCCGCCCUGAUGGACAAAUUCGAGCACCAGUUUGAGACGCUGGACGUCCAGACGCAGCAAAUGGAAGACACGAUGAGCAGCACGACGACGCUGACCACUCCCCAGAACCAAGUGGAUAUGCUACUCCAGGAAAUGGCAGACGAGGCCGGUCUCGACCUCAACAUGGAGCUGCCGCAGGGGCAGACGGGCUCUGUGGGCACGAGCGUGGCGUCGGCCGAGCAGGAUGAACUGUCCCAGAGACUGGCCCGCCUUCGGGAUCAAGUGUGAGGGCAGAACCGCUCCGAGGUUUCCUGGCUGUGGCCGCCGAGGGAUACUCCACCCUGGAAACUCACCGUGCCAGAAUGCUGACUUGCCCUUCUCCCUUUGGGUUUACAGCCCUCUCCGGAUGUAAUAAGAAAGUCCAGUCUUUUCGCAACUCUUAACUGGAUUGCAAAUUUCUGUAUAGCUUGUGAUGAUGUGUAUUUUUAUAGCUGCCUUUUAACAACUAGUUAAUUUGGUGUAUAUGGGUCUUUCUCGAAAAUUUGGUCAGAGCUCUAGUUUCUGUGUGUUCAGUUUUCCACCCGUAAAAUUAUCAAACUGUAAUUUAACUUAGUAUGAUUGACAAUACCUGGAAUGAGAGACAGCGUGUAAAAAUUGGAGGGGAAAUGAUUAGUUUGGUUACGUGGCUAUAACCCCCUCAUUCAGUAAUUGAAUGGACAGUACUGUUUCUGUAUGUCCUAUUUAUUUUUCCCCAUCAAGAAACACUGCAAUUGAUCUGUUCUCAUAACUUUUACUAAAAUUAUCUUAGGACUUCCGUGCAUAAUGCGUUCUGUUCACAUUCUAUAAAUUUUUCAUGUGCUAAUUGUAUAGCUUGAAAAAUACCACAAAACUUCAUUUGUUAUCAGGAAAAAUUUAAUUUCAUUUAUAUUUUCUGUUUACUACGGAGGGUUUUUUAAAAGACAGAAGGUUUAACACUGGAUAGUUUGUUUCAAGCAAACCUAACCCGUUUCUAGUUGUUUUUCCCAUUUCAAACUUUAGACUUAUUACAAAGUGUGUUAAUUAGCAUGGCAGUCAUAUGACUCACUUCAGCAUUGCCAAAGAACUGUUGAUUGCUUUGGGGAAACCCUUGGGACUGUGUGUAUUUAGGUUUUGUUUUGACUUUAAUAACCAAAAGUAGAAAUAAAAUUAGAACUGCAUUUUAAGUUCUAAUUAUUUGCAUUUAUUAUUUUGUCUUAAAGCAACAACUCUUUAGGAGCCUUGAUAAUAUAAUUUGGAAUGUUUUAUCUAGCCAUUCAGAUCUUAAAUAUAAAUGUAGCCAGCUGGAAGUCUGGGAAGAAGGAAGGGGGUAGAAUUGGAAGGGCAAAGAUGGGCUAGAACCCGGCUGUACCUGCUUUCUGUCAUCCCAGGAAUGUUGUGUGUGUUCUCUGGCUGAAGUACGAGGCACGUAGCCCCUACUUUCUCAUAGCCUCAAAACAUGGACAAUAGCAACUUGCUUUUUGCCUUGGCGAGAAUCCUUUAUAUUAACCUAAGCUCAGUUCAGUUCCCCCUUUUCUUCACUGGAAGAUUUCUCCAUAAGAGAAUGCCACUCUUGCAGAAAGUAAUUAUAGGGAUUCUUCGUGUUCCCUGCAAGAUUCAUAAUCAGGUGUGUGCACCAUUGUAACAUGUUUUCCAGUGUGCUGAGUGUUUAGGAAAAUAAAAAGUAACGUGUGCUGAGGAGGACCGACCUCUUGUGUGUGAGUUGUGUGAUCUCUGCCUGGAUGUUGUUCCGAAGUCUGCUUGAAGGGCCACCUGUUGAUUGUGUGAUUAGCAUCUGCUCCACAAAGGCCCUGUAGAAGACGGUGUGUCUGUCCACCCGCAGGGCCAUGUGACAGUACAGCAGGAGCCUUGACCCCUCUCUAGACUGAAAGAAUUCAUUACAGCCUCAAAGAUAGCUUAGUGGGGAAUCCUUUGGUAAAUUUAAGUCCCUUUUAUAAUGCAGAUAUUCCCGACAAAAUAUAUAUAUUUUGUGAGAUUAAGCAAUGCUUGUAUAUGCUUGAACUUUCUUAAAAUGUUCACUUCAUACUAUAUGAAUGUACAUUUUUACGAAUCAUAAAUAUUAUUUUCAAAAGCAUUACAGGCCCAUGAAUUAUUUCCUCACUUUUGGAGUUGAUAAAACCCUGAAAUGUAAAUCAUAAAUUUAUCAAAUAAAUAAUUUUAAACCUUA